This is a messenger RNA of Erythranthe guttata (spotted monkey flower), 2880 nucleotides long. Its product is annotated as DEAD-box ATP-dependent RNA helicase 31. Lineage: Eukaryota; Viridiplantae; Streptophyta; Magnoliopsida; Lamiales; Phrymaceae. The record is from RefSeq and is a predicted model, not a curated record. Gene Ontology annotation, molecular function: RNA helicase activity; nucleic acid binding; ATP binding.
UUAAACCCUAUCUAUCUCAUUCGUUCCUACUCGAAGGAAACAUCUUCCCACGUUCCCCAUUAUACCCUUCCCGUUACUCACAAUUCUCAUAUAAUGCCAUCCACGCUUUCCCCUUUUCACCCAAUUCUCAGACCCAUUUUUUCAGGAGUCCUCCCCCAGAAACUGCGCUACCAUUUCCUGGCCACCCGCAAUUUGCAGAGAAGCUUGCUUUUGACCCGAGCCGAAUCCCUAAUUCCGGCUCCGUUAGGUAACAGCAGCUUUUCGACCCGUUCGGGGCGAGAAUCAAUCGGGUCGGGUUUCGGUCAGGGCGUGCGGGCAGGGUCGUCUUCUUCGUCCAAGAGUUUGAUUGACGACGAGGCCGAUUUGAGCGACUGGGUUAGUGGGCUCAAUUCAAAGUCAUUCAUGAAGACGCGCGUGUACAGCGAGAGCGAGAGGGAGGAUGAUGACAGAGGUAACGGUGGGAAGAGGAGGAGGGAUAGCGAAUCUGAAAAAGAUUCCGACUUUUCGAGUAGGAGAGGCAGCAGAGGGUGGGAUCCGCGGUGGGGGCGAUUACAAGUUUCCUAGUAGAGGUGGUGGUGGUUGGGGGCGGGGGUCGAGUGAUUUUGGAUCUUCUAGUAUGCGUGGGAGUAGGGGUGGUGGGCGAAGUGAUUUUGGAAGUAGGGGUGGUGGUAGGGGUGGGGGGCGGGGGUCGAGUGAUUUUGGAUCCUCUAGUAGGGGUGGGGGGCGGGGUGAAUAUGGAGGAUAUUCUAGUAGGGGGCGUGGGGGUGGAGGGAGAGGCGGUGGUCGUAGCUCGGGUGAUUACGAGUCUAGUGGCAGUGUGUUUGGGGGAAGAGGUAGGGAUUCGACUGAAGUAGGGAGGGGCGGGAGGUUUGGGGGUUCGUUUGACGAGAGGAGAGGGAGUAGCGAUGGUGGUUCUUUGAGCGGCAGGGGAAACGGGAGGGGUAGAGGGGGUUCUAGAGGCGGUGCUAGAGGUGGUUUGGCAACGAAGAGAGAGAUUGUGAAACGAGGGUCUGCCGUUACAGAAGACGACGAUUCAGAGGAGGAAGAGGAUGAGGGAAAAGAUAACGGGUAUACGAGUUUUAAGGGGUUGGUUGACAGUGAUGAUGAAGUAGACGAUGAUGAUGAUGAAGUAGAUGAUGAUGAUGAUGAAAGUGACGAAGAUGACGAGGAAGAAGUGUCUGAGAAAGAAGCGAUUAAAUCGAGCUCGCAUCAAAGCACGCCACACGAAAGCGAUUCUUACCUUAGCGAAAGCAGGUUUGAUCAAUGUUCUAUCUCGCCGUUGUCGCUUAAAGGAAUCAAAGAUGCUGGAUACGAAAGAAUGACUUUGGUCCAGGAGGCAACACUUCCUCUCAUUUUGAAAGGUAAGGAUGUACUUGCCAAGGCAAGAACCGGCACGGGGAAGACAGUAGCAUUUUUGCUUCCUGCAAUUGAAAUUGUAGUGAAAACACCCUCUACGGCUGGUGAACAAAAACGCCCUCCGAUUCUUGUUCUUGUUGUAUGCCCAACUCGGGAGCUUGCUAGUCAGGCUGCUUCCGAGGCCACCAAAUUGUUGAAGUACCACCCUUCGGUUGGCGUUCAAGUUGUCAUAGGAGGUACUCGAUUAGCUCUGGAGCAAAAACGAAUGCAAGCCAAUGCAUGUCAGAUACUUGUGGCUACGCCUGGAAGGCUUAGGGAUCAUGUAGAGAAUACAUCUGGAUUUGCUACUCGUCUGAUGGGAGUUAAAGUCUUAAUUCUUGAUGAAGCUGAUCAUUUGUUAGACAUGGGUUUCCGCAAAGAUAUAGAGAGAAUAAUAGCUGCUGUUCCGAAACAGCGCCAAACACUUCUAUUUUCUGCAACAAUUCCACCAGAGGUUCGUCAAAUUUGUCACGUUGCCUUAAAAAGAGACCACGACUUCGUAAACACGGUCGAGGAAGGAAGCGAAGAUACGCAUGCACAGGUCAAACAGAUGCAUCUAGUUGCUCCUUUGGACAAACAUUUCUCGCUUCUCUAUACUAUGCUAAAGGAGCAUAUUGCUGAUGAUGUUAAUUAUAAGAUUCUUGUUUUCUGCACAACUGCAAUGGUGACGAGGCUUGUAGCUGAGCUCCUGGGCGAGCUUAAGAUGAAUGUCAGAGAGAUCCACUCUCGAAAACCUCAAAGUUACAGAACCAGAGUUUCCGACGAAUUCCGCAAGUCAAAGGGUAUUAUUCUAGUAACAUCUGACGUUUCUGCACGUGGUGUAGAUUAUCCAGACGUGACUCUCGUCGUACAGAUGGGUGUUCCAUCAGAUAAGCAGCAGUAUAUACAUCGAUUGGGUCGAACCGGAAGAAAAGGAAAAGAAGGGCAAGGCAUAUUGAUGUUGGCACCUUGGGAAGAGUUCUUCUUGUCCACUAUCAAAGAUUUACCUAUCUCAAAAGCGCCCGAGCCUUUGGUUGAUCCAGACACCAGAAAAAAGGUUGAACGUGCGUUGAGCAAUGGAGAGAUGAAGAACAAAGAAGCAGCAUAUCAGGCAUGGCUUGGUUACUACAACUCCAAUAAAGGAGUCGGUCGAGAUAAAUAUAAACUUGUAGAGCUUGCAAAUGAGUUUAGUCGAAGCAUGGGGCUCGAUAAUCCUCCAGCUAUCUCGAAGAUGGUGCUUGGCAAAAUGGGCCUCAAGAAUAUUCCUGGUUUGAGGUCUAAGUAGAUAUCAACAAAGCUUAAGAUUCUCAUAUUCCUUUUCGAUUUUUUUUCUUCGAUCACUAUUUUUGUAAUAAAGACUUGAAACUCAUUGCAAAAAAGUGUGGAUUCUUGCAGAAUUCAUAGGUUUGUAUAUUCACUCUCGAGGUUUAGUGGCAAGAACAACUUAUUUUCUCCUCCCUAGUGAUUUUUGUCUGAAAAAUAUUUGUCAUAUGCCUAAUUGAUGUU